Paramecium octaurelia is the source of this 1272-nucleotide messenger RNA. The record is from the annotation of a GenBank genome assembly. Lineage: Eukaryota; Ciliophora; Oligohymenophorea; Peniculida; Parameciidae.
AUGGGACUGUGUCUCUCAAAGUAGGAAGCAGAACAGCAUACAACAUUAUCGUAGGAAAAAUUCUAAUAAGAGGAUGAACUUGAUGGGAUUCAGGUUGAACAAAUUAGAUUAAGUGAUGAGGAGAAAGUAUCACUUAAGGAUUUUGAGUUUCUUAAAGUAUGAAUUCUCUAGACAAGGUUCUUGGAAGAGGUGGUUAUGGAAAGGUAGUCUUAGUUAAUCACAAGGGUCAAUCUAAAUUAUAUGCUAUGAAAAUUUUAAGAAAAGAUCUUAUACAAUAAAUGAAUUCUCGAAUUUAUAUGGAAACGGAGAGAAAUAUCUUGGCUUUGGUUAAGUGUCCUUUUAUAGUGAAUUUAUAUUAUGCUUUCCAAACAAAACAGAAAUUGUAUUUUGUUAUAGAUUUCAUGAUAGGAGGUACUGUUUAUUAUCUUAUUCAAAAAGGAGAGCUAUUUUACCAUUUGAAACGAAUAGGCAAAAUGGAAGAAUCAUGGGCCAAAUUCUAUUGUGCUGAAAUCAUCCUUGCUAUAGAAUAUCUCCACAGUCAGAAUAUUAUCUAUAGAGAUUUAAAGCCUGAAAACAUAUUGUUGGAUCAAGCAGGGCACAUAAAAAUCACUGAUUUCGGUCUCUGCAAAGUCGAUAUAAAAGAGGGAGAUUUCACUACAACUAUUUGUGGCACCUAUGAUUACAUGGCUCCAGAAAUAUAUUUGAAAAAAGUACAUUUACUCAUAUUGAUAUUAGGGUCAUAACCAAAGUGCUGAUUGGUAUUCCUUGGGAAUCCUGCUGUAUGUAAUGUUGCAAGGCAUCCCACCAUUCUAUUCACAGAAUAAAAGAUAAAUGAUUCGUAGUAGAUUGGAGAGACAAAUUGAAAUCAAGACUCCCAUCUCAGAAGAAGCCACAGAUCUUAUUAAGUAAUUACUAAAGAAUAAUGUAAGUAUUUAUCAAUUAAAUUUCAAAGCCCAAAGACAGAUUAGGAUCAGAUGGAUCUAAUGAGGUGAAAUCGCAUCCAUUCUUCAAUGGAAUCGAUUGGAAUGAUGUUAUGGAUAAGAAGGUUGCACCUCCAUUCAAACCUAAAUUGUUUGGAGAUCGAGAUCUUAGAAAUUUUGACGUUGUAUCAUUUAUUCAAUUUAUGAAUUUUACAUCUAGACAUUUACAUAAGAGGUUGUGUAAGACACUCCUAUGCAAUCUAUGAUGCAAGAAGAGAAUUACGACAAGUUUUCUUAUCAAGAACCAGAAUUGUUUGUGACUAUGAAUGAAGGUUUCUCGCUUAAUAAAUGA